AACCUCAUCUCUUUCCUCUGUCAUUCUCUUCAAUCUAGCAGAAGCAGAACCAAAACUCAGAAGCUUAACCCUAUUAGAAACAUCAUCAGGCAAAGAACUCUCCGACCAUCUCCUAGGUUUCUGGCUCUUCAUGUUUUGCCCAAGAAGUCACAGAGAGAUGUCUGGUUUGAAGUUAACAACCAGAUCCUCAAUGCAUUGUUUACUCUGAUGUGUUUGUAUCAACACCCGAAACGGUUUUAUCACCUCGUGCUUCUCUGUAGAUGGAAGCAAGAUGAUGUUACAACGCUUAGGAAGAUUUACUGCGAGAACGGGACUUACAAGCCAAACGAAUGGUUACACAUGAUGGUUGUUGUUCUUUUGCUUCACUUGAACUGUUUUGCUCAGUAUGGGCUUUGCGGUCUUAACUUAGGGUAUAGAAGAUCCGAGAGACCCCCCAUUGGUGUAGCUAUAUGCAUAUCUGUUGCAAUAGCAGCUCCUGCGGCUGCAGGUUUGUACACUAUUCUUAGUCCACUUGGGAAAGAUUAUCAUCCUCAAGGAGACGUGGAGAAUCAAGUGCAGCCUGUGGAAGAAGGACCGGUUACUACUAAUCGCAAGUUAUCUCUUGAACGGAGAUAUUCAUUUGCUUCUACAGACGUGAGUAAUCCUGAAUGGAGAGGUGGGAUUCUUGAUAUAUGGGAAGAUAUUUCAUUGGCUUAUCUCUCACUGUUCUGCACUUUCUGUGUGUUUGGUUGGAACAUGGAGAGGAUUGGGUUUGGGAACAUGUAUGUGCACAUUGCCACUUUUAUUCUCUUCUGUUUGGCUCCUUUCUUUAUAUUCAACUUGGCUGCUAUAAACAUCGAUAACGAGAUGGUGAGGGAGGCACUUGGAUAUACCGGCAUUGUGCUUUGCUUGUUUGGUUUGCUAUAUGGUGGUUUUUGGAGAAUACAGAUGAGGAAAAGAUUCAAGUUACCGAGUUAUAACUUCUGUUGUGGGAGACCUGCUAUUGCUGAUUGUACACUCUGGUUAUUCUGUUGUUGGUGUUCUUUGGCUCAAGAAGUCCGGACCGCAAAUUCUUAUGAAAUAGUGGAAGAUAGAUUCUUCAAAAGAAGAGAAGAAAAUAGUAAGGUUGAUGGUGAUGAGGUUCUGGUAUCUUCAUUGGCUCGUGAAGAUGGUGUGUUUGAUCCGAGUUGCUCACCUAAGGAGAUGACCACGACGAUAGCUGGCUCGUCUCUCAGCCCGAGUAGACGGAAAGAUGAUACUUGCUUGGGAGGUAAGAGUGAUGAAGCUCUAAGUCCACCUUCUCCUCCAUUCAUACACAGAGAAGCUAGUUAGAACUAUCAAGAGUUUUUUUAUCAAAGUUUGUUUUGAAUUUUUCUGGAUUAAGAAUAUAUAUACUCAAAUGGUAAUCGAUGUAAAACCAGAUUUACUAUUGGACUCUGUUUAUACGGUUCAGGUAUAUUUAUAUUUAAACGGAACUAAAGUUCAAAUUCCU
Molecule: messenger RNA, 1471 nt
Organism: Camelina sativa (false flax)
Lineage: Eukaryota; Viridiplantae; Streptophyta; Magnoliopsida; Brassicales; Brassicaceae
Biological process (GO): sesquiterpene biosynthetic process
Molecular function (GO): cyclase activity
Source: RefSeq, a predicted model, not a curated record